Molecule: messenger RNA, 981 nt
Organism: Prunus armeniaca (apricot)
Lineage: Eukaryota; Viridiplantae; Streptophyta; Magnoliopsida; Rosales; Rosaceae
Source: the annotation of a GenBank genome assembly
AUGGCUCUUCCAGUACUUCUUCUCCUUCUCUUCAUCACAAUCCCCUUCUCAGAAUCCAAACUCUCCAUGGAAUAUUACAAAAAAACAUGCCCCGAUUUGGAAAGCAUUGUACGUGACACCGUGACCUCAAAACAAAUGGCCAACCCCACCACCGCCGCCGGCACUCUCCGCCUCUUCUUCCACGACUGCAUGGUCGAAGGCUGCGACGCCUCCAUUCUCAUCUCCUCCAACCACAUCAACAUCGCAGAGCGCGAUGCCGACAUCAACCAAUCCCUCUCCGGGGACGCCUUGGAGGUCGUGGCACUUGCCAAGACCGCCCUCGAGCUCACCUGCCCAGGCAUUGUCUCCUGCUCUGACAUCCUCGCCCUAGCCACACGCAACCUCGUCACCAUGGUCGGCGGCCCGUUUUACAACGUCCGCUUGGGACGAAAAGACGGAAAGGUUUCUCAAGCUUCAAGAGUGGAAGCCAAUCUCAUCAGAAGCAACCGAACCAUGGAGGACAUCAUCAACUACUUCGCGGUUAAAGGCUUCACGAUCGAAGAGAUGGUGGCUUUGAGUGGUGGACACACAAUUGGAUUCUCCCAUUGCAGAGAAUUCGCGGACAGAAUUUUCAAUUACAACAGAACCACACCAACAGAUCCUGAAAUGUACCCAAACUUUGCUGAAGGGCUGAAGAAAACUUGUACCAACUAUCAAACGAACACCGCCAUGUCUGCUUUCAAUGACGUGAUUACACCGGGGAAGUUUGAUAAUAUGUAUUAUCUGAAUCUAAAGAGAGGGUUGGGGCUGUUGUCUUCGGACCAUGCACUUGUUAAGGAUCCGAGGACGAGGCCGUUUGUGGACUUGUACGCUGCCGACCAGGCUGCUUUCUUCAAGGCUUUUGCUCAUGCGAUGGAGAAGCUUGCCCAUCAGGGAGUCAAGACUGGUCGCAAGGGUGAGGUCAGACACAGGUGUGAUGCGUUCAACUUCAUUCAGUCUUAG